Emiliania huxleyi CCMP1516 is the source of this 2495-nucleotide messenger RNA. RefSeq names its product histidyl-tRNA synthetase. Lineage: Eukaryota; Haptophyta; Isochrysidales; Noelaerhabdaceae. The record is from RefSeq and is a predicted model, not a curated record. Gene Ontology annotation, biological process: histidyl-tRNA aminoacylation. Gene Ontology annotation, cellular component: cytoplasm. Gene Ontology annotation, molecular function: histidine-tRNA ligase activity; ATP binding. Bases 36 to 1922 code for a protein of 628 amino acids. The transcript is spliced from 12 exons.
CGCGUCGUGGCCAGCUCGUGCGUGGCAGCCGAAAAAUGGCGCAGCAGACCCUGGUGUUGUGCACGCCCGACGCCGUCUCGCGCGGGGUGACCUUCGAGAUCUCCUCACAGUUCGAGAAGCGUGGCCUCACGAUGGUCGCCUGCCGCAUGCUGCGCGCCACCACCGCUCAGGCACAGGCGCACGUCGACUGCACAAAGGCAGGCUCCGUUGCGCAGCUCACUAGUGGGCCGGCCGUCGCGACGGUGUGGCAGGGCGCAGGGGCCAUCGCCGCUGGCAUCGAGAUUGCCGGCGCCGCCGGCGGGAGCGACCUCCUCUCCGUCUCGCCGAGCGCGGCGUCAGCGACGCUCGAGAUCGCCGUCUGGUUUGGUGCGGACGAGGUGCCGCCGCCCGACUCGAACGGCGCCGCGGCCGCCGCGUCGGGCUCCGUGGCUGCGAGCGCGCCCUCCGCGGACGGCGACGCCGCGGCCGCCGGAGGCAAGUCCAAGGGCCAGCUCAAAAAGGAGGCGGCAAAGGCGGCAAAGGCGGCAAAGAAGGCCGAGGCUAAGGGCGGGACACCCGCGGGCCCCGCCAUCUCGACCGAGCCGCCUUCGGGGACGCGCGACUUCUUCCCGGCCGAGAUGCGGACGCGCAACUGGCUCUUCGCCAAGUUCCGCGAGACGGCGCGCCAGCUCGCCUUUGUCGAGUACGACGCGCCCGUGCUCGAGGCGGAGCAGCUGUACGUGCGCAAGGGCGGCGAGGAGAUCACGCAGCAGAUGUACAACUUCACCGACAAGGACGGCAAGGCGGUCUCCCUCCGGCCGGAGAUGACGCCGACUCUCGCUCGCAUGAUCCUCUCGCUCGGCGGCAAGGUGCUGCUGCCCGUCAAGUGGUUCUCCAUACCGCAGUGCUGGCGCUUCGAGACGGUCCAGCGCGGGCGCAAGCGCGAGCACUUCCAGUGGAACAUGGACAUCGUCGGCGAGGCGUCGAUCGCCGCAGAGGCCGAGCUGCUGGCCGGCGUCACGUCAUUCUUCAAGAGCGUCGGCGUCACCUCCGCCGACGUCGGCAUCAAGGUCAACUCGCGCAAGGUGCUCGCGGCGAUCCUCAAGAUGUACGGCAUCGACGAUGACAAGUUCGAGGCCGUCUGCGUCAUCGUCGACAAGCUCGACAAGAUCGGGCCCGACGAGACGGUCCAGCUGCUGCGCGACGCGCAGGUGUCGGACGAGGCGGCCCGCAAGAUCGUCGCCUCGCUCUCGCUGCGCUCGAUCGGCGAGCUGCAGGAGCUGGUCGGAGAGCACCCCGUCGCCGCCGACGCGAUGCGCGAGAUGAAGGAGCUCUUCGCGCUGGCGGAGGCGUACGGCUUCGGCGACUGGAUCCUGUUCGACGCGUCGGUGGUGCGCGGGCUCGCCUACUACACCGGCAUCGUCUUCGAGGGCUUCGACCGCAAGGGCGAGCUGCGGGCCAUCUGCGGCGGCGGGCGGUACGACAAGCUCCUCUCGCUGUAUGGCUCGCCGACGGUCGUCCCCGCCUGCGGCUUCGGCUUCGGCGACUGCGUCAUCAUGGAGCUCCUCCAGGAGAAGGGCUUGCUGCCGCACCUCGAGCCGGAGGUCGACUUCGUCGUCUGCCCAUUCAACGCUGAGAUGCGCCUGCACGCUGUCCAGGUGGCGGCGACGCUGCGCGCCGCCGGCUACGCCGUCGACGUGCUGCUCGCAAACAAGCGGGCCGACAAGGCAUUCAGCUACGCCGACCGCGUCUCCGGCCGGCGGAUGGUCUUUGUGGCGCCUGACGAGUGGGACAAGGGCAGCGUGCGCGUCAAGGACCUCCGCCUCGAGCGGUCCGAGGAAGAGAAGCUGGCGGACCGCGGCAUCGAGUUGCCGGUGGCGGAGCUAGUCGCAGAGCUGUCUCGCAUCGGCGUUGCGCCGCAGCGGGAGGAGCGGGGCGCUUGACACACCGGGGGCGUUGGGCGCGCUGAGUAGGGUAGAAGGGCGAGGGCGGCGCUGCCGCCCACGUGCAGAGGGGAGAACGGGGCUUGCACUGCUUGCUGACGUAGAGGCGGGGGGGGCUGCCACGAGCCAGCGCCAGGCAGACUCGCGUGAGCUGACAGACGCCGCUCCGCGGAUCGGAGAUGCUUGGCACUGCGGUAAUCUACCCCACAAAACCCCAAAAGCAACACGUGAGACGAUGUGGAGGCGGCGGCGCGGGCGGCGGCGCUGGCGGCGCGCGGGCGGCCGGCGCGGGCGGCGGCACGGUGGAAGGCGCGGGAUGCACUCCAAUCACCAAUCACCAAUCAGACUGGAAAGUGAGUCGGAAGCACGAGAUCGACGAUGCGGCGAGCAUUCUCAUGACGCGGACUCGCACAUCUUGGGACUGGCUCGGUGGCUGGUGAGUGCGGCAAGGAUGAGCGGACUCGCGUGUCCUGGCCACAGCUCCUUGCGAACUUCUUCUCCCGCUGCCAAGCGAUGUCGAUUGUCGUGAAUGGUUUCCAGCACUCAUAAGUAGUUCUUAGAUUCUUCUAACAU